GCUGGACCUGGGAGCUUCAGACCUGCUGGACCUGGGAGCUUCAGACCUGUUGGACCUGGGAGCUUCAGACCUGCUGGACAUCUGCUGCUGACGCGCUCAUCUUUAGGCUUCACACCGGCAGGUUAAUGAAAACAUGGACGACUGGGAAGAAGAGGAAACUCCAAGAACUUUCAGCAGCUACACACCACAUGGAGUGUUUGCAGGUGGAGACGGUGGAGAUGGUGGAGACGCUGCGCGCGGAGACCGAGGAGGAUUCAGAGGCCGAGGUCGCAGCAGAGGGUUUGGCAGGACGGAGCAGAGCCACUUCAGUGCUAACGGUCAUGGAGACCAUGAAAACGGAUUCAGAGGAAGAAGAGGAGGCAGCAGAGGAGGAAGGUUCAGAAAAGAAGAUCAGGGUGGGCACGAAGACCUGAGGGGAGGUUACCGUGGGAGAGAUGAGGAGAUCUUCCCUGCUCGUUCUGGAGAGGACAAAGACCCAGAGAACGAGGACGCUGACAGACCCAGAGUCACGUAUGUUCCCCCCACCCUCCCUGAGGACGAGGAGUCCAUCUUCUCCCACUAUGAGACUGGGAUCAACUUCAACAAGUACGACGAGAUCCUGGUGGACGUCAGCGGGACCAACCCACCUCAGGCCAUCAUGACUUUUGACGAGGCCGGACUCUGCAAGUCCCUGGUGACCAACGUCAGCAAGUCUGGGUACGUGAAGCCAACUCCGGUGCAGAAGCACGGCAUCCCGAUCAUCUCUGCUGGCAGAGAUCUGAUGGCCUGCGCCCAGACUGGAUCCGGUAAAACGGCUGCGUUCCUGCUGCCCAUCCUGCAGCAGUUGAUGGCGGACGGUGUGGCGGCCAGUCGGUUCAGUGAGAUCCAGGAACCCGAGGCCAUCAUCGUGGCUCCAACCAGAGAACUCAUCAACCAGAUCUUCCUGGAGGCCCGCAAGUUUGCUUUUGGGACCUGUGUGCGCCCUGUGGUGGUGUACGGCGGAGUCAGCACCGGACACCAGAUUCGAGACCUCACACGGGGGUGCAACAUGUUGUGUGGGACUCCAGGACGUCUGCUGGACGUGAUUGGAAGAGGAAAGGUUGGUUUGAGUAAAGUGCGGUACCUGGUCCUGGAUGAGGCUGACCGCAUGCUGGACAUGGGAUUUGAGCCAGUCAUGCGCCGCCUGGUCGGUUCUCCUGGAAUGCCGUCCAAAGAGAGCCGUCAGACCCUGAUGUUCAGCGCCACGUAUCCUGAGGACAUCCAGAGGUUGGCAGCAGACUUUCUGAAGGCGGACUACCUGUUCCUCGCCGUGGGCAUUGUGGGCGGAGCCUGCAGCGACGUGGAGCAGAAGUUUGUUCAAGUCACCAAGUUUGACAAGAGGGAGCAGCUGCUGGACAUCCUGAGGACCACCGGAUCGGAGCGGACCAUGGUGUUUGUAGAAACCAAGAGGCUGGCGGAUUUCAUUGCUGCCUUCUUGUGCCAGGAGAAGCUUCCCACCACCAGCAUCCACGGGGACCGUGAGCAGCGGGAGCGCGAACAGGCCCUGGCAGACUUCCGCUCCGGUAAAUGUCCCGUCCUGGUGGCCACCUCGGUCGCUGCCCGUGGUCUGGACAUUCCAGAUGUUCAACACGUGGUCAACUUCGAUCUGCCUAAAGACAUCGAUGAGUACGUUCAUCGCAUCGGAAGGACUGGUCGGUGUGGAAACACUGGGAGGGCCGUGUCCUUCUUUGACCCGGACGUUGACGGUCAGCUGGCCCGCUCCCUGGUCACCAUCCUGUCCAAGGCCCAGCAGGAGGUCCCGUCCUGGUUGGAGGAGUCCGCCUUCAGCGGUUCUGGGGGCUCUGCCUUCAACCCGUGCAGGAAGCCCUUCGUGUCCACAGACAGCAGGAAGAGAGGUUCUUUCCAGGACAGCAGUGUCCAGAACCAGCCUGCGGUCCAAACUGCUGCUGCUGAGGAGGAGGAUGAGUGGGAGUGAAGAGUCCAGCCUCCAUCAAGCUGUGGAUCCAGAGUUCAUGUUGUUGUAGUUCCACAACGUUCAGUUUAUCCUGGAAGUGACAGGAACGCCGCGUCGUCUUGUUUUAUACCUUGGUUUUCUUUUUUUACUUUUAUAAAGUGAUGGAACU
Molecule: messenger RNA, 2102 nt
Organism: Nematolebias whitei (Rio pearlfish)
Lineage: Eukaryota; Metazoa; Chordata; Actinopteri; Cyprinodontiformes; Rivulidae
Gene: ddx4
Product: DEAD (Asp-Glu-Ala-Asp) box polypeptide 4
Exons: 20
Coding region: 134-1954 (606 amino acids)
Biological process (GO): cell differentiation; gamete generation
Cellular component (GO): P granule; nucleus
Molecular function (GO): RNA helicase activity; RNA binding; ATP binding
Source: RefSeq, a predicted model, not a curated record